CAGGGCUGAUAGCUGCAUGGAAGGUCCUGCCUCACCCCCUCUGCUCUCCCUCUUUCUCUCUCUCUCACACACACACGCACACACACUCACUCACUCCCACACACACUGUCUGUCUUCACAGUCCCCAGCUACAGAGAGCAUCAUCACACACAUACAGGAGGAGCAGCAGCAGCUUCCUCAGCCUGACAGGAGACGCCUCUCCUCUUCACCACCUGGAUUGUACGAGAGGCCAUCUGAGGACGCGAAGGCGCAAAGAAAAAGCAACGCUCACCGUCAGUGGAGGAGAGAAAAAAAAAAAUUACAUUGAGGAUAAAGCCUCAUCUGAGCCGGUGGACUGAAGGCACAGCCAGUGGCACUGCAGAGGCACAACAGCACAGUGGGCUAAAGCUUCGCUGCGAGAGGUAAAAGAACAUGCGAUCCCGCAGCAACAGCCUGGAGGAUAUAACCAAGGCCAAGCUAGUGCAGGCAGACACACGCAAGCGAUCUGCCGAACGAGAGGAGCCUUCGGGAAGGGCCGAGCGCCGCAGCAGAUACCGCGAGCCGCCAGAUGACACCGGCACCAUCCAGCGGAAUCACAAAACGGCCAAGAAUAGCUCCUGCUCCGGCGGGAGCAGCAGCAGCAGUGGUGCCACGAAGGCCGGUCGCAGGGAGAAGGGCAGGGACCUCUCCCGGGAUGACCUCGUCUUUCUGCUGAGCUUACUGGAAGGAGAGCUACAGGCCAGAGAUGAAGUGAUCACAGUCCUGAAAGCAGAGAAAAUUGACUUGGCCCUGCUGGAGGCCAAAUAUGGCUUUGUCACACCACAGAAGGUCCUGCAGGCUCUGCAGAGAGACGCCAUCCAGGGCAAGUCUGACGACUUCCAGGAGGACAUUUAUGAGAGGCCCAUGGUUGAGCUGGAUAAGUUGGUGGAGAAGCAGAGGGAGACGCACCGGCGGAUGCUGGAGCAGCUGCUGAUGGUGGAGCAGUCGCACAAACAGGCCCUGUACAAGCUGGAGGACGAGAAGAGGAACCACGGCGAGUUCAUGAAGAAGAGCGACGAGUUCACCAACCUGCUGGAGCAAGAGCGCGAGAGGUUGAAGCUGUUAAUUGACCAGGAGAAGGCGUACCAAGAACGAAAAGACGGAGAGAACGACAAAAAGGUCACGGGUCUGAAGGAGGAGCUGACAAAACUCAAGUCGUUUGCGUUGAUGGUCGUGGAUGAACAGCAGCGUCUCACCGAGCAGCUGAAUCAACAAACGGCUAAAGUCCAAGAACUAAGUGCCAGUGCCUCACAAGCCCAGGAGGAGCUCAGCUCAGCUAAUGCCCGUCUGCAGGAAGAGGAGCAAAAGGUCUUUCGCUUGGAGUCUGAGCUACGUGACCAAUCUUGUCGAUACCAUCUGGAGCAAGAGACCAUGACUGCCAAAUUGACCAGCGAGGAUGCCCAAAGCAGGCAGCUGCGCCAGAAAAUGUCAACUCUCAGCAGGCAGCUGGAUGAGCUGGAGGAGACCAACAAGACCCUGCGCCGAGCUGAGGAGGAACUGCAGGAGCUCAGGGAUAAAAUUAGCCGCGGCGAGUGUGGAAACUCCAGCCUUAUGUCGGAGCUUGAAGAACUACGUAAGAGGGUCCUUGAAAUGGAGGGAAAGGAUGAAGAGUUGAUCAGAAUGGAGGACCACUGCCGGGACCUCAACAAGAAACUGGAGAAAGAGGCCAAUCAAAGCCGAAGUCUGAAGGCUGAAGUCGAUAAACUGAACCACAGAAUUAUGGACUUAGAGAAAUUAGAGGAUGCGUUCAGCAAGAGUAAACAAGAGUGCAGCUCACUUAAAGGUAACCUGGAGAAGGAGAGGACAGUGUCAAAGGUUCUGACUAGUGAGCUGGAAGUCUUAAAAGUCAGGGUGAAAGAUCUGGAGGCAGCUGAAACCCAACUGGGAAAAGCGGAGCUGACACUGAGGGAAGAUCUAACAAAGUUAAAGACUCUCACAGUCAUGCUUGUGGAUGAGAGGAAAGCUAUGGCGGAGAAGCUUAAGCAAAUGGAGAACAAGGUCCAGAACAGCACCGGCAAACUUCAGGCUGAGCAGGACAAAGUUACAUCAGUCACAGAGAAGCUAAUUGAGGAGAGUAAGAAAGCACUGAGGUCGAAGGCUGAGCUGGAGGAGAAAAUGUGCAGUGCGACAAAGGAAAGGGAUGACUUGAAGGCCAAGUUGAGGCUCGAGGAGGAAAAAAGCAUGGAUUUGGAUUCAAAGAUAAACAUGAUGAAGAAACGGAUGCAAUCCAUGGAGACCAAAGAAAGGGAAUACCUGAGGAACAAAGCUAAAGAGGAGCACAUCAAAACACCUAUUGCUAACCGCUUCCAACAGGAAGAUAACAAAGUUCAGGAUUUGACGCAGGAAGUGGAACGCCUCAGACGCAAAUUGAAGGACAUGAAGGUGGUCGAGGGUGAUUCAUCAAAAACAGAGGAGUUUGAAUCACUGGAGAAAAGACUCACCAACGAACAAGAGAAGGCAAAGGCCUUGAUGGAGGAGCUGGAAAUAUCCAGAAAAGAACUUUCACAGUAUCAACUGGCUGAAAAGAAAGAGUGCAACCAAGAGCAUGUUCUUUAUAGGCGCUUGAAGGACGAGGAGGCAAAGUCCAGUCAUCUGAGCAGAGAGGUGGCAGCCUUGAAAGAGAAGAUACACGAAUACAUGGGGACAGAGGAGUCCAUUUGUCGCAUGAAAACUGACCACUCAUCACUGCAAAGAAAACUGACCCAGCAGGAGGUCAGAAACAAAGAACUGGCCAGAGAAAUGGAGACGCUCACUCGAGAGCUUGAAAGAUAUAGGCGAUUCAGCAAAAGUCUCCGCCCUGGGAUGAACGGAAGACGCUUUUCUGACCUUCAUGUUGCCACAAAGGAAGUUCAGACAGAGCCACAAGACCUCAUGUCUCCCAACUGCAAAGCAGUGGCACCACUGGAGCGUGCCGUGGUGAACGGCAAACUGUAUGACGGGAGCGAACCGGAAGAUAAUGCAAAUUACAGUAACGAGCUUCAGCUAUCCAAAUGCAGCCCCUCACUUAUGAAUAACGUGAAUAACCUAAACAACAACAUGAGAAGAGCACGAGUCCCAUUCCUGAAAAACAAAGACACCCCCCAUCAGGUGAAUGGCAAAGUGCAACCGCGGCAGAAUGGCAAUCACGUCCAGCCCGGAGAUGUCGUUCUGACCCACAGUCCUGGGCAGCCUCUGCACAUUAAAGUGACUCCUGACCACGGACACAACAGAGCAACGCUCGAGAUCACCAGCCCAACCACAGAAAACACCCAGUCAUUCACCAGCACUGCCGUCAUACCCACAAGUGGAGGUCCACCCAAACAGAGAAUUACCAUUAUUCAGAAUGCUUCCCUAUCCCCUACUGCAAAAUCCAUCUCCCCAACAACAAAAUCUAAAGGUUCCCCAUUGUCCGAUGAGCUGUGUUCACCAGAUCGGGCCCUCUCGCCUUUCACUAUGGCCACGUACUCCAGAGCAAUGACCCCAGACUCUUGUGGCUCCGACACACCAGACAGAGCCAUGUCACCGAUACAAAUCGUGUCUGUCACAACUGGCACCCCUGACCGCUCCCUCUCCACGGAGCCAGUGGAGGUUUUGGGAGGGCACGCCGUCUUCCGCGUGACCCCUGAAAGGCAGAGCAGCUGGCAGGUCCAGAGGUCCAACAGCUCAGGACCAAACGUCAUCACCACAGAAGACAACAAAAUUCACAUUCACCUAGGCAGUCCUUUCAUUCAGAGCAUCAGCACCCCGACACAAACGCUGAGUCCAUGCCACACGCCCGGACUCCAAGAGCAAAGGACUCAGGUGCUUGCAAACUGCAGUACUCCUACUGCCAAAGGCAACAGCAAAAUCACAAGUAGCAUCAUGAUUAAACCCACCUCCACCCCAAUCCAAAGGCCAUCACAAAUUACAAUACCUCUAGAAGCAUUCCGACGAUCAGGACCUACAAGAAUCCCCAAACCGAAAAGCUACAGCGCCCAGAAAGGGACAAACGGCACGGCUGCGAAUCCAGGACAGCAGAACAAGAGUCAUCUCACCACAGGGAAAGAGCAGCACACACACAUGCCGGCAGCAAACAACAACAACCCCAAUCUAGUGAAUCGCAAACUGUGACAUCACUGAUACUUCUUCCCUUUUGGUUUUUUCUUUCAUUUUUUAGGGCAGAAGAUCAGGUUACAUAUAUAUUCACUUCCACUAAUAACAUCCUCAUGGUGACUUAGACCUAAAAUUAGUGAUUUUGCUUAGAAACUACCUGCAAAAGAAAAAUAACAGUCAAAACUGCUUUUCUAAAUCGUUUUACUUUAAUUCAACUGCAAAUCUUUUACCCAAUCCUCAUCUCUGGUGCUCUGAAAACUGCAAAGUGCAGCUGUGUAUUGUUUCUGUACUCACACUGAUAGAACAAACAUUUGUAGGAAGUAGAUUCAUUUAAUAAAUGAGAUCAUUAUUUACAGUCACAGCUUUGUGUGAGGGUGUCACUGUGAUCAAAGUGAAUAAAACUGAAUAUUAGAACACCCAGUGUGAUAUACUGUCAUAUUAUUGAAAGUGAACGUGCAUUUGUACUGUAAGUAUCUGUGUCCAUCUUAAAUACAGAUAAUGAAACAGUCAUUGAUCCAUUUCUAGAGAUGGAACACGUUUUUUAAAGAAUAAGUGGCAAUAAUGUACAAAAGUGUAAAGUGAAUGUGUUUUAACGCGGCUAAUUGAUAGCGAUAAUCUCUCUAAUGUGACAUUUGUGUUAUUUUUGGUUAUCAAUAAAGACUUUUUAUACCUUGAGCAAGAGAAUGGUCUCCGAUCUGAAUAUAUAUUGAAAAAAGAACAGAAACAAUAGCCCACGAGAAACUAUGAUGCAUUCAUGUUGUGUUUUUUCUCUUUCCUUUUGUAUCGUCGCGAAAACAAGUCAGCCAAGGGCCAAUAUCCACCUGAAACGCCUCAUUUGAACAGAUGCUAUUGUUACCAAGGCUACAGAAGUGUUUACAGCUGAUUAGGGAGCCUCUGGGAAGGUUGGGCUUGUGCAUGAGCUUAAAUAAGAGUAUUUGAGACAAAUAAUGUGCAUCUUAAAUGUUACAUGUCACCCUAUUCCAGUGGAGCCCAAAAUCAAAAUUAUAAUGAAAACAAUGAAAAGCAUGCAAAUUAAAACAUCUUUACAUGUGUCUUUAUUAACACUGACCAAUGGGGAUAUAAGUUUAUAAUGUUGGACAUAUAAGUGGGGCAAUGCAACACAAUUUUUAUGAUUUUAUAUAAAGAGUAGUCAUUUAUAAGAGAAAUGCUGUGUGAUGCAAGAAUUGUCGAGUUAGU
Paralichthys olivaceus (Japanese flounder) is the source of this 5286-nucleotide messenger RNA. RefSeq names its product filamin A interacting protein 1-like (gene filip1l). Lineage: Eukaryota; Metazoa; Chordata; Actinopteri; Pleuronectiformes; Paralichthyidae. The record is from RefSeq and is a predicted model, not a curated record.